Molecule: messenger RNA, 3746 nt
Organism: Medicago truncatula (barrel medic)
Lineage: Eukaryota; Viridiplantae; Streptophyta; Magnoliopsida; Fabales; Fabaceae
Product: disease resistance protein RPV1
Exons: 5
Coding region: 266-3490 (1074 amino acids)
Biological process (GO): signal transduction; defense response
Molecular function (GO): ADP binding
Source: RefSeq, a predicted model, not a curated record
UCCAAGACACUAUACGACGACUUUACUCUCACCUGUAGUAAGAGUAUCUUUCAGUAUCCAAGCCAUGAUUAUGGUGUCCCACAUCCCUGCUAGCUAAUGUUGAAGCUAAACUCGACUAACAACCUUAAAUUGACGACACAUAUGCUUGCUUCUCACUCCCCAUUAUUAUUUUGAAUAAUUGUUCUGAAAUUGAUCUUCUAAAUUCGUUGUUAGAAAGGUUUCACACCUUCCACAUUUCAUUCACUCUUUUCUUCCAUUUUGAAUAAUGGGGAAGGAAAAACAAUCCGAGUCUUCCUCAUCCAUGCCUAAUCUUGAACCAGAUCCAGAAGCAAUAUCAGAAUUUGUAAGGAUUCAUGACGUGUUCUUAAGUUUCAGGGGAGAGGAUACUCGUUCUUCCUUCGUUUCACAUCUAUAUGCAGCUCUUCAAAAUGCUGGAAUUAAAGUUUUUAGAGACGAUAAUGAGCUUCAAAGAGGAGAUCACAUUUCAACAUCAUUAUUACGUGCAAUUGAAGAGUCCAAAAUUUCUUUAAUUGUUUUCUCAAAAAAUUACGCCAAUUCGAGAUGGUGCUUGGAUGAAGUGAAAAAAAUAAUGAAGUGUUAUAGAACCAUAGGACAAAAGGUUGUGCCAUUGUUCUACCAUUUAGAACCAUCUGAAGUGCGUCAUCAGACAGGAGAGUUUGGAAUAUCUUUUCAAAAUCUUUUGAACAAAAUUUCAAUCGAGAAGGAAUUGGUGCAAAGUUGGAGAGAGGCUCUUCGUCAGGCAGCUAGCAUAAAAGGGUCUGUAAUAGACAACCGCGGGAAUGAAAGUGAGGAUAUCAAGGAUAUUGUUAACAGCAUUUCACAGUUGUUAAAUAAGACAGACUUGUUUAUUUCAAAUAACCCUGUGGGAAUUGAAUAUCGGGUGCAAGAUGUGAUUAAUCGUCUAGACUUCCAAUCAAAGGGUGUUCAACUAUUAGGGAUGUGGGGUAUGGGGGGAAUUGGCAAAACAACCAUUACGAAAGCCAUUUACAAUAAGAUUGGCCGCAAUUUUGAUGGAAGGAGCUUCCUUGCAAAUAUAAGGGAAGAUGGGGUAAAAAUUGCUGGACAAGUGUGCCUACAAGAACAACUUUUAUUUGAUAUUUGUAAAGAAAGAACAAUCAAAAUAUCAAACAUUGAGUUAGGAAAAAACAUAUUAAAGGACAAACUUUGCCAUAAAAGAGUACUUAUUGUACUUGAUGAUGUGAAUACACUAGACAAACCGAAUACUUUGUGUGGAAGUCGUGAAUGGUUUGGCUCAGGGAGCGUAAUAAUCAUCACAACUAGAGAUCUGGAUUUAAUUUCAGGGAGAGUUGACAAAAUAUACAAAAUGACAACAAUGAAUGAAAAUGAAUCAAUUGAGCUUUUUAGUUGGAAUGCAUUCAAGAAAGCGAGUCCUACAAGAGAUUUUAUUGGAUUUACCAAAAAUGUAGUUGAAUAUUGUGGAGGAUUGCCGCUAGCUCUCGAAGUCCUUGGGUCUUAUUUGUUUGAUAAGACGAAAUCUAAGUGGGUUCUUGUAUUGGAGAAACUCAAAAGAAUUCCUAAUGAUCAAGUGCAGAAGAAGUUAAGAAUAAGUUAUGAUGAUUUGAAAGAUGACGAUGAGCAAGAAAUAUUUCUUGACAUAGCUUGUUUCUUAAUUGGAAUGGACCGAAAUGAUGUUAUACUCGUAUUAAAUGACUGUGGACUUCAUGCAGAAAUUGGAAUAAGCGUCCUUGUUGAGAGAAGCCUUGUGAGUGUUGAUGAUAAGAACAUGCUUGGAAUGCAUGGUUUGUUGCGAGAUAUGGGAAGAGAAAUUGUUCGUGAGGAAUCACCAAGGAGGCCUGAGAAACGUAGCAGGUUGUGUGAUCAGGAGGAUGUGAUUGAUGUAUUAUCAAAACAAACUGGAAAACAAAGUGUUAUAGGACUGUCUUUGAAGUUGCCUAAAGCUAAUGCAAAAUGUUUUAGUACUAAAGCAUUUGAAAAGAUGAAGAGUCUCAGAUUGCUUCAACUUGCUGAAGUAAAACUUGAUGGGGAUUUUGAAUAUGUUUCAAGAGAUUUGAGACUGCUGUCGUGGAAUGGAUUAAGUCACAUACCUACAAACUUCUAUGGAGAAAAUUUAGUUUCCAUCGAGUUAGAGAACAUCAAUGUCAAACGUCUGUGGAAGAACACCGUGAGGAUGGAGAAGCUGAAAAUUCUCAAUCUUAGUCAUUCCCGUUGUCUCACAAGAAGCCCUGACUUUUCCAACAUGCCUAAUCUUGAAAAGUUAGUACUCAAAGAUUGUCCAAUGCUAUCUAGGGUUUCUUCAAGCAUUGGAAAUCUCAAGAAAAUUGUUUUGAUAAAUUUGGAAGAUUGUAUUAGCUUAUGCGAACUCCCAAGAAGCAUCUAUAAGUUGAAAUCUCUAAAAACUUUCAUUCUUUCUGGGUGUUCAAUGAUUGACAAGUUGGAAGAGGACUUAGAACAGAUGACAUCUUUAACCACUCUAAUUGCAAAUAACACUGCAAUAACAAGAGUGCCAUUAUCAGUUUUAAGAUCAAAAAGCAUCGAAUUUGUCUCUUUGCACGGUUAUGAAGGAUUUUCAAGCAUUGUGUUUCCAUUAAUCAUUUUGUCUUGGAUGUCAACAGGAACUAAUGAUCUCCCAUUUCCAUUUCAAAUUACAUCUUCUGUCUUGUCAUCUCUUGUUUCUUUAGAUGUACCGAGUAAUAGAAUACAUGAACUUUCAUCUUUUUCGAACCAACUUCCAAGGCUUAAAAGUCUUUGGGUGGAUUGCAUUUCUGAAGAUCAACUUUCUAUUGAUUCAACAACAAUUUUGAAUGCUUUGUAUGCUAGAAUUUCUAUGGAAUUUGAAUCAGCUGCUAAUACAUCACAGGAAUCAAAUCCGACUUCUAUAUUAAUUCAAAUGGGAAUAAAUUGCCAUGUCACCAAUAUUCUCAAAGAGAUUUUGCAGGUUGAAGUCUCUUGGAAUUUGGUUGAAGUCAACUGGAAUUUGCUUCCUGGUGAUAGUCAUCCAAAUUGGUUAACCUAUAGUUCUGAAGGUUCUUCUGUAACUUUUGAAGUCCCCGAAGUUGAAGGGCGUAACUUGAUGUCAAUGAUGUGCAUUGUCUAUACUUCAACCCCUGAUGCCAUUACAUCAGGUCCCUAUAGAAACUUCGAUACUGAGAUAAUGACAGUAUAUGGCUUUAGUAACGUGUUAGUGAAAAAUUACACAAAGGCCACCAUCCAACUCUAUAAUUGUCAAACAUUUUACUUAUUUAAAAAGGAGUGGCAGAGGGUAAUAUCAAGUAUUGAACCAGGUAACAAAGUGGAGGUCGUAUUUGUUUUCAAGAAUGAUUUCAUUGUGAAGAAGACAGCAAUUUAUUUGGUAUAUGAUGCACAAAAUUUGAAUCACAUUGCUUGUAGCCGUGAUGAAAGUGAAUGGUCUGAAGAGAGUUUUUCUACUGAAGAGGAGCCCACUGAUGAUUUCAAUCAGAACAGAAAGAAGAAAAACCGAGUGGAAUGAAUCAAUGAAAAAUGGCACGACAAUGGUUUGGGUCCUGCAUACCUUUGUAUAGGCAACAAUUGUUUUCCAUUUUUGGCUGAAGUUUCUAGAUUUUAUCCAUGCUAAGUUUAUGUAAUCCUAUAGGGAUGUUAAUUUAAGUUACAAACCUUCCAUCUUGUAUCUAGUUUUUGGCAUGUGACUCUAAUUCUAUUAGUACUCAGUUUUGAAUUAUUAUUGAAACAUCUUCAUCGAAUAUAUACGCGUGUUUGGAUUCUCA